AUGGGGGCGAGCAAGAAUCAGAAGAGCAAGGAGAGUAAUCAGGUCAUCUUGCCCACGAAGGAGGACACCUUCUCAGAUAAGAACAAGGAGCAUAAUUUUUUCAUCACAGAUUCAGAGCCUUCAGGAGGAGACUUCUGGAGAGAUAUAGCAGGAGAACACACACAAGAAACCAAUUCACCUCAUUCGCUGAAGAAGGAUGUGGAAAACAUGGGGAAAGAGGAGCUCCAGAAGGUUUUGUUUGAGCAGAUCGACUUACGAAGGAGACUGGAACAGGAGUUCCAGGUGUUGAAAGGAAACGCGUCUUUCCCAGUCUUCAAUAAUUUUCAAGAUCAGAUGAAGCGGGAACUGGCGUACAGAGAAGAAAUGGUACAGCAGCUACAAAUUAUUCCCUAUGCAGCAAGUUUGAUCAGGAAAGAAAAGCUCGGUGCACACCUCAGCAAAAGCUAAAGAGGCACAAGAGUUUUUGCAGCUGUUACCUUAUAAGUUAUAACCCAGUCAGAAACCUGACUUGUAUAUAGACUGUGAAAUGGAAGUGUUUGGGGAUCUAAAUAACAAAAAAAAUCAGGUUCCUCUGAACCUAAGGACAAGUGACCUCAUAGUAUCAUGGACAACCAUGUCAAAUAGA
This is a messenger RNA of Manacus vitellinus (golden-collared manakin), 625 nucleotides long. RefSeq names its product SKI family transcriptional corepressor 2 (gene SKOR2). NCBI's taxonomy places the organism in Eukaryota, Metazoa, Chordata, Aves, Passeriformes, Pipridae. The record is from RefSeq and is a predicted model, not a curated record. The transcript is spliced from 8 exons. Gene Ontology annotation, molecular function: DNA-binding transcription factor activity, RNA polymerase II-specific; RNA polymerase II cis-regulatory region sequence-specific DNA binding; SMAD binding. Gene Ontology annotation, cellular component: nucleus; transcription regulator complex. Bases 1 to 447 code for a protein of 148 amino acids. Gene Ontology annotation, biological process: negative regulation of BMP signaling pathway; negative regulation of transcription by RNA polymerase II.